This is a messenger RNA of Torulaspora globosa, 2553 nucleotides long. RefSeq names its product ribonuclease P/MRP protein subunit POP1 (gene POP1). Lineage: Eukaryota; Fungi; Ascomycota; Saccharomycetes; Saccharomycetales; Saccharomycetaceae. Bases 1 to 2553 code for a protein of 850 amino acids. Gene Ontology annotation, cellular component: nucleolar ribonuclease P complex; ribonuclease MRP complex. The record is from RefSeq and is a predicted model, not a curated record. Gene Ontology annotation, biological process: tRNA 5'-leader removal. The transcript has a single exon.
AUGUCUGGGGGCAAGAAGGCUGUCAACAAGAAUCAGGCGUUUCGGAGGCAGAAAGUCCGAGAUGCGAGGACGAUAAGAGCGCAGGCUGUCGCCGUCGAUGGAAAAGGAGCAGGCGAGCUGAGCGAGGGAGGAGGUAUGCUUAAGAUCGGUGAGUUUAUUGGGUCACGAGAAUUUGAAAUCAGGGAAUUGCAGGCUGCAAUGCGGUCGUCGAAGGCGGCAAAUUCGACAAGGGUGUUCCAGGCGCUGCCUCGCAAGCUGCGCCGGAGAACGGCGUCUCACAACAUUAGGAGGAUCCCCAAAAGGCUGCGCAAUAGGGCUAUUCGAGAGAUGCUCAAAAGUGAGCAAAGUACUGUGGUAAAGAAAAGCGGGAAGCACAGGAGACACGGGCUGACCGCUCGACAGCUGUACAGGGCCAAAAUGUCCACGAAACUACUGCGGCUGGCCGGGAAGUGCACUUCGAUGCGUGCGGGCCUGCCUCGCGAUAUCACCGCGAAGAGCUGCAAUCUGAGACAGAAGUUGAGGGCGUUGCGUGCAACGAUUAAUUCCGCACGCUCUGGUGCGGGGCAGCGUGAGUUGCUGGGCAAUAAACUAGGGAGCUACGAUAAUACGGGUCUAGGAGAAUUAGCAUCUACCCCAAAGGGCCGGCCCAAGUAUUUCAAGAGACAGAGACUCUUCACAUGGCUGCCGUCUCACAUAUGGAAUGCAAAGAGAUCUCAUAUGAUCAAAAGAUGGGGUUUCCAGAUACCCUGGUCGCCGACUCAAAAGUGCUUCAAACUUGCUCAUCGCAUUGGUGGGAAUGUCUCCGCAUCAGAUGGAGCGCUAAGCAUGGACACCAGCUUCUACGGAACGUUGAUUAUCACCGAUACGUCUACCGGAGAAUCAGCUGCCCUGAAAGAACUUGUGUCCCAAAUGACCAACCAACGCGCCGUCCUGAGCAAGUACCGUAUCUCUAAGACAUGGUUCGAGGGGCUAUUGUACGACUUGGAAGAAGAUUCCUCGGCUAUACUCGGUGAGAUGGAUCUGCUAUGGAUAGAGCUAAACAUGGUGAUGAUUAGAACACAUCCUUCCAUUUACUCUAAGGUGUUCAAAUCACUGAAAAGCAGGAUACCGAAUGGCUUUAGGAUCCACGACUGUCGCUAUUCACUGGGUAGCAUAACUCUCAAGGGAGCAAAAUCCUUGAUGUCGUUGGCUUCCGUUUUGCGGAGCUGCGAGAAAUCUCUAUCAUAUCAGCAGUUCAGUAGGAUUUCCAGAGUGUCUGAAAUUUCCAGUCUACCUCACAGGACGAUGUUUGCCUUUAAUUGCAUGGACCCCCGCCAUCUAGCAAGGCCGAGACCGAUUAACUCAUCUGAGCUGGCAAAAGCUCCAACGAUAGAGGAAAUCAUAUCUCUGCAGAACGACUUCCCGCUUGAAGCGAUUACGCAAGUUUUGAAGAGACUCUGCGACCCAAAAAACAGAAGCGACUCAUACAAGAACCAGCAAACUCUCAAGCAGAUCGCUAGCAGACGACAAGCGUUGCUUUCGAGUGAACCUGCCGAUCGAAAACAGAAUAUGAUCCCCUUUGACUCCAAGACAGAUCCUGCCAUCCCUCUUCUGGUGGUAAAGAGACAGCAGAAUAAGGAUUGGGUGCUGCUACUUCCAUGGUUCUGGGUUCUUCCGUUUUGGUGUCAGCUGAAUAGAGUAUCGCGGGUUCAUCAUUUCGGACUAAGACAACAGCAACAAUUGAACUUUGAGGAUGGUAGACUCUACUUUCCAGACGAUUUUCCGUUUACCAAAGCUGGAGAGAUGGAAAAUGCGCUCAAGGGAGGCGCCUCCAGGAGCAAAUGGACCAGGAAGCCGCCUGCCAAAAGGAUAAAUUUCGAACGAAUUCCCGGUCUGCAUAGAGAGCCGAUUCCCGCUAUUGCUGGUGAAAUAGGAGACUCUUUUACCUCAGACUGGAGGCUUUUACAGCUGCUUAGAAACGGCCUUGAAUACUUAACAAGGCAAGACCAACCAUUGACACUGUUUCAUCAGGCCAAGACGUCACAGUUUGCAGCUAACGGCAUGAGGGAGAUUCAAACAGUGAAUGACCUUUUCGAGUUAUAUAAGGACCUUGCAGGAAUAGAGCAGCCCCAGGGCUCCGAAUGUUUGCCUAUCAGGCUUACUGGUCGCCGCGAAAAGUUGGUCGAACGAAGCUGGCAAGAGCCGCUCCAGCUUUCGUUAUCACAGACGCCGCUGGAUGUAGUAGCCAUCUCUUGCACUCUGCUCGAGAGAGGCCGCCCAACUGAUAAUGCCAGAAUCUACAAGAUACCUCCAGAAGAUCAGGAACACUGGAUGAGCGUCAAAGACGGCAUUUACCGCGCCGAUGGAAGAGUCGACCAUGAUGUGCAUCACCCGUCGCCAAGAGUCACAGAUUUGAUCGGAUUUGUUACCAGCGGCUCCUUUCAUCUAGGGCUUGGACGAGGAGUCGCCCACGGUUUCAUCGAUGCAAGAAACCAGUCCCCGCGCUACGUUCUUGUGCGGAAUGUUGGUACUACAACCUACAGAUUAGCAAGCUGGACUCAUAUCGAUAUAUGA